Molecule: messenger RNA, 573 nt
Organism: Closterium sp. Naga37s-1
Lineage: Eukaryota; Viridiplantae; Streptophyta; Zygnematophyceae; Desmidiales; Closteriaceae
Source: the annotation of a GenBank genome assembly
AUGUCGGCGAAGCUGCUUCCAGUAGGCGAUGUGGUAACCCGACUGAACCUGCAGCCGCACCCCGAGGGAGGGUUUUACGCGGAGACGUUCCGCGACACGCGCGUUCAGUUAUCCCUGGAAAACCUUCCUCCGGGCGAAGGAUUCAAGGUGGCAAGGCCGGUCAGCACCUGCAUUUAUUUUCUUCUGCCCACGGGCAGCGUGUCUCACCUCCAUCGCAUGCCCUCCUCUGAAAUCUUCCACCACUACGCCGGCGAUCCACUCACGAUUGUGGAGAUUGAAGACGAUGGGUCGAUCCGCAAGACCACCAUCGGCCCAGACCUAGCAGCCGGCCAAUCCUUUCAUCACAUCAUCAAACCCAGCGUCUGGUUCGGGGCGUUCCCCACCCUUGAUUUCGAUGCUGCGCUGAAUCGAACGGCUCGAGAUGCGGGUUCAGCAGAUACACAGUACAGUCUGGUUGGAUGCACUGUAGCUCCUGCUUUUGAGUUUGCAGAUUUCGAGUUGGCUAAUAGAGCGGAUCUGGUGGCCAAGUUUCCCCAUUUAGCCGAUAUUAUCAAUGUAUUAACCAGUCCAUAG